AAACCAAUUUUGGAUUUUCCUAAGCCGUUCAACAAUAGAAGCAGCAGCAAGUGCCGGCUGCAGCUGCUGAGCCAGAGAGUCUGUUUCUCGGUUGCUUUUGCUGCCUCACUUCACUUCAGUUGCUGUUUACUGAGGUGCUUUUCUUUGCAGCCUGGACUAUUGUACAUACCACUCUUGGGGACUCUUGAGCUUGGUGCUGACUGGAGAUGGCUAACAUGUGGAUCCUUUACCUGGCAUGGGUUGAACAGACAUAGCCCUGAGAAUGGUAAACAAGACACAACCACAACCUGUCCAGAAAAGAACCCAUCUAGAAACAUAUGCAACACACAGUUAUAGAUGCGUUAAGACUGGGACCAGAAUCACAUCAUACAGGAUCGUGAUGUCUACAUUGAUGUAUGGAGCUUCAAGGAAAGGGCUUUGUGCAAAAGAAACAAACAAACAAACCCAAAAUAACCCCACCUGCCUCUGGAAAGCUGGAAGAACAGAAUGUGUCUUCAUUAGAUAAAAACCACCUCAAAGGGAAUAAUGGAUUUCCUAAAUUUUACAGAACAAAAUUAUACGCUGGAGCAAAAUGAUACAUCAGAAGAACUACUUAAAAAAGUAACUUCCAAGAUUCUGGUUUCUCUCACCCUUUCUGUGCUGGCAGUAAUGACAACUGUCAUCAACUCUCUGGUCAUGACAGCCAUCAUUGUGACACGGAAGCUUCACCACCCUGCCAACUAUUUAAUUUGUUCCUUAGCAGUCACUGAUUUCCUGGUUGCCAUCCUUGUUAUGCCCUUCAGCAUUGUCUAUAUUGUCAAAGAGACCUGGAUCAUGGGUCAGGUGAUGUGUGAUAUUUGGCUUAGUGUUGACAUCACCUGCUGUACCUGUUCCAUCUUACAUCUUUCAGCAAUUGCCUUGGAUCGCUACCGAGCAAUCACAGAUGCUGUGGAGUAUGCCAGGAAGCGAACACCCAAACAUGCAGGGAUUAUGAUUGCCAUUGUGUGGAUCAUUUCCAUUUUCAUCUCAAUGCCACCAUUGUUUUGGCGGCACCAGGCAGCCAGCAGGGAUGACGAAUGCAUAAUUAAGCACGACCACAUUGCUUUCACCAUUUACUCCACAUUUGGAGCCUUCUACAUCCCACUGGCAUUAAUUUUGAUCCUUUACUACAAAAUAUAUAAGGCAGCAAAGACAUUUCACAGAAGGAGCGUGAGCCGGGUUCUGAAAGAGGAGGUAAAUGGACAGGGUCUCUUGGAGGGAGGUGAAAAAAGUUACCGACUAACAUCUUCAGCAUCAUGCACUAAAGACAAAAAAUCUAACCCUUCAGGAGAUUUGGACAGGAUCCACCUCUCGUUGCGAAGUCCUGAUUCUGAAUCCAAAAAUGAAAAAGGGUGGCGGAGACAACGGAUUUCUACCACAAGAGAGCGCAAGGCAGCCACUACCCUUGGUUUGAUUUUGGGGGCCUUUGUGAUCUGCUGGCUGCCUUUCUUUGUGAAGGAGGUGGUUGUUAAUACCUGUGAAAGGUGUCAGAUUUCAGAAGAAAUGUCUAAUUUUCUGACAUGGUUGGGAUAUAUCAACUCUCUGGUUAACCCAUUGAUUUAUACAAUCUUUAAUGAAGAUUUCAAGAAAGCAUUCCAGAAACUUAUCCAAUGCAAGAGCUAUCUUUGAGUGGGAGGAGAAAGUCAAUUUAAAAACAUGGUUUUUAAGAAAGAGAAUUCAGUAAGGGAUUCAUAGCUCUGCCCAAAGAGAGUAAUGUGUCCAUUAUACUAGAGAAUUCACAAGAAUUGAGAAGGUUCCAACGAGAACCCAGAAAGUUUCAGGGAGAUUAUAUGUACUUCCAGCUUUGAUCUUCUGCCAUAACAUAGUAUCACAACAGUUCUAGAGGCAUAAGCAUUAACCGGGAACUUCUGUGCCUCAUACUUUCCCAGAAUGUUACUAAACAGUGCUAGCCUAUAUUGACUAGGUAAAUUAUAGUGGUAGAAGUUGAUUGCAGAUCUGGACACACAAUACACAUAACAAAAAUCCAGCUCCACCAAACUUUUAUCUGGAGCACAUCUCUAAUAUUUAUAUAUUUGGCGUUUAAGAAUGUUAGCUGUGUUUUUAGGAAAGGCCUUGAUACAUCCCCAUAUUGACUAUCUCUGUUUUGUCUCAUUAGCAUCUCACAGUGAAUGUUGUCUACUUGUUAAGAUGUAAUCACUAGUCAUUUUAUUUAUUAGAAACAGGAAACUAUAUGCACAGAAAGGAUGUAGGGCUAUUCAGAUGCGUGGAAAAGCUUAAUGUUUCAGCAUGUAUUUUAAUUGCAUGGCAUACUUGGGGUUCAUCCAGAAUGUAGAUUAAUGUGUUCUUGAUUGGGUGCUGUAGCACGCAACUAGGAGUUUAGUUCCAAGAGAAUGCAGGCAUCUGUUUCCUGUGACAUCACUGAAAACCAAGUGCAACAUCCCAGAUAUAGAGAAUAAAAAGUGGAACCUUUCUAGAGAACAAAUUCAUUCCUCAUUUUUUAAAAAAAAAAUAGAAGGAUUUGACUAAUUGAGCUUGUAAUUAAAAUUGGAGGGGAGAGAAAUUUUAAUUAAGGCUUUGUCCAGGCACUUUACUUGCCAGACCUGUCAUUAAGGGAAUAUUCUUCCAGAUAACUACUAAACAUGAACAGUGACAUGUUGUUUCUUGGGGAUUUAGUAUGCCUUCAGUUUCUACUGAAGUAGUCAAAUCACUACUGCUUUACUUAUCUUAUCAUGUUCUGACUGAUAUGUGGGCAUAUGACACAACAGUCAUGGCUCUUAUUUAAAAUAAUGGGCCGGUAAUUUAUAUUAGCUACUUAACCCAAAACAGACAGGCUUAAAAAACCAGCUGCUGUGCAGCUUGGAGUGGUGUUGAGAUCACACACACAUCCAACCCGUGCAGAAGCCAUGCUGGUGUUGGUCCCAGGCCGUCUAAGUGGCCCAAAGCCAGCCCCAAAAGGAGCUGAUUUUUUCACUCCUUGCCAUUUGGGACUGCAGUAGGGGCUGGCAUUGGGACCACCACAUGUGGUCGCUGCGGUCCAUUGGCACUACAGGUGGGAGCAACCUCUGGCUGCUCCUUCCUGCCUGUCUGCUCCACCCUUCAGUUAACUUGUGGGACAUGGUGACUUACCAGUUAAGAUACUGACUCUGAUGAUAACAAGAAAUAUAUAAAGGGCUUCAGCUGGUGCCAAAAGCCAUAUGUAAGGUCAGGUUUUUGUAUUGCCUGUUCAAGGAAUGAAUUCCACACACAGUUCUUUAUGACUAUUUCAUUUCUAAUUGAAAGCAAAACACAACAGCCUGGAAAUCUUGUUACUCCCAGUAUGAUCUGAUUUGUGGAAUUAACUGCAUAAUUUGAAAACAUUACAAGAAUACUUUCCAAUAGAAUUGCAUGAACUCUGCUCAAAAGAACUACAAGCUUGCAUGCACUCAUAUUUUUUCAAUCUGGAAACAAUCACCCUUUGAGAAAACUCUAGGACAAAGGUGGAACCCCCUUCACUCCCAAGGGUCAAACCUAAUUUCAGUGAGGUUCCUGAGUGGAAGGGAGAUGCAUUCAAGUACUGGGCAAAGCCAAAGAUGAAAAAGUGGGGCCAAAAAACCCCAUACCUGAGUACAUUUUCACUUAAAGCUUUUACUGCCAGUAACUAAGCCUUAGGCAAAUCAUUUUAACUUUUUAUAAGAGAAAAAAUACCACAGAACAUCUAAGAAAUCACUAAACUAUGGUAAGAUAGCAUCAGGAAAAGACAAGAGAGCUGAAUUAAGAUUGUCUUCCUGGAGUGUAAGAAGAGUCAGAGGAUGUGUUGGCUACACUGUUUCUAGAGACUGCUUUUUUCCUUCAUCCUAUUACAGCUGUCUACUCAAGCUAAAUUAUUUAUUUUAUUUAUUUGUAGCAUUGAUAAAAUGCCAAUGCAUUGUCUGUUGUUGUUAUUGUUAUUAUUAUUAACCAUAAUUUUAUGCUGCAGUUUUUCAGAUACUCAGUUCCAUUGCACCCAUAUUGCCAAAAAAGAAACUUGUCUUUGCAGCCCUCAUUCCUCUGUCUCUUCCCAUACAAAAAGCAUGAUGCUUCCCAUCAACCAACCUGGAACAGAUAAAUUGCUAGUGUGUUGAGAAAGACCAUGUAGGUUUUACACAUGGCAAAUGAUUCAGAUGAGUUUUGAUACUAAGACAUGCUUAAAAGUAAAACAAUGCAUUAUUGUGUUCCAUUAUCCCCACACAAUUAAUGUAAGUAAAUUUGGUGAAACUGAGCAUUUUUGGAAAAAUUAUACUUUUGCUUUUUUAAAAAAAAUGUCUUUUUUCCUUCCAAACUUUACUGCUAUCCCACAUAAAUGUACUGCAUCUUCUGUGUAUGUGACAGCUUUAGAAACUACAAUUGAUAUCCCUGGCCAGAUUCUUCUAUCUCCCACACAUCCUUUCUCUUUUCUGGUUUGUACAUACUUUAUCACUCUAUCAUUAGCUGUCUAGACUGUGGUCUCUGAGCACUGCUUACAGUGGCAAUGAAACCAUUUAAAAUUAAUCACUGAUCCUGCCAUAACAGGGGCAGGUAUGGCUCUCAGUGAAAAUAUUUUACCUCCCCCCCCCCCCACACACACACUAGUGUAGCCAGGUUUUUCAAACAUCGAUAUAUGGCAGGACAUCUCUGAUGGCCAGCCAGCUGAAGACUGACUGGUACAAGUGAGGCAAGCCCAUAUAAAGCCCAGGUCUUGUGAGAGCUCCAGGUUCUCAUAAGAUCAGAAAUCUUUUUGAAGAGAUUGGAUCUAUCAUGAGAAGCCCUCUUCUUGUGAGAUUAUAUAAAGCCCACUUCAUGUUACCCAGUUAGCUGGUGUUGGAGAACUGAGAACAAGAAGAACAGAUGCCCGACAUAAAACAGCAGCAGUUAGUCUGUUAUGAGUGAAGCUGGCACCUACUCUUCAUGCUCUUUCUGCUCUGAUCUGAACAAAAUAUCCAAACAUUAAGGCUCUUCUUCCCCAGAGACAAAAAGCUAUGCAACAUAAUCAGGCUCAGGCCACCUUCCAGACUCCUGGUCCCCAGAACUUUGUACUACACCACCACACACACAUCAUCAGUCCUGGCUCUGAGGUGAAUAGGAACUCUAUGGUGCUGAAUCUCUAGUCUGGCAUAAGCCAAGCUCCAGUUCAGUGCCAAGCUAUUCUGAAAGAAAGAUUAAUAAACUCAAGAGUGGAUUAAUCACCUCUAUGGUGAUGGAUGCACUGGUUACCCCUACACUUCAGUUCCAUCUUUUCUCCAGUUUGGGACUGAAGGCAGCUUUCACCAGUUAAAAUACACACUGUCAAAAAUUCACAAUAUGCCAAAGCUAAAAAGUAAUUAAAACAAUUAAAAACAUAAAUCGCUAA
Molecule: messenger RNA, 5323 nt
Organism: Sceloporus undulatus (fence lizard)
Lineage: Eukaryota; Metazoa; Chordata; Lepidosauria; Squamata; Phrynosomatidae
Gene: HTR1F
Product: 5-hydroxytryptamine receptor 1F
Exons: 4
Coding region: 526-1647 (373 amino acids)
Biological process (GO): adenylate cyclase-activating adrenergic receptor signaling pathway
Cellular component (GO): plasma membrane
Molecular function (GO): G protein-coupled serotonin receptor activity
Source: RefSeq, a predicted model, not a curated record